Messenger RNA from Lepisosteus oculatus (spotted gar), 1306 nucleotides. RefSeq names its product brix domain containing 2 (gene brix1). Gene Ontology annotation, molecular function: rRNA binding. The record is from RefSeq and is a predicted model, not a curated record. Gene Ontology annotation, biological process: rRNA processing; ribosomal large subunit assembly. Gene Ontology annotation, cellular component: nucleolus. NCBI's taxonomy places the organism in Eukaryota, Metazoa, Chordata, Actinopteri, Semionotiformes, Lepisosteidae.
GGUAAGCGUCCGCGUCCACUUCCUCUAAAAUGGGUGCCUUCAAGAGAAAACGUGGAGUAGAUGCCGGAGCCGGGAAAACUGGAAAAAAAGUUAAAUUUUCUGAAAAUGACAAACGAAAACAGAAAUCUGGUCCUGACCAGGAGCCAAACAAAGAAAUUAGCAUUCCAGCACCGGUUUCUAUGGGUAAGUGGACGAACAAAGAAAGGGUUCUCUUGUUUUCCUCCAGAGGUGUCGACUUCAGAACCAGGCACCUUAUGAAUGAUCUGAGGACAUUGAUGCCUCACACAAAGCCAGAUACAAAAAUGGAUCGAAAGGAUAAACUGUUUGUUGUAAAUGAGGUUUGUGAAAUCAAAAAUUGCAACAAGUGUAUCUUUUUUGAAGCCAAAAAGAAACAGGACCUCUAUUUGUGGUUUUCCAAUGUUCCACACGGACCUUCAGCCAAGUUUUUGGUUCAAAACAUUCACACUCUGGCGGAGCUGAAGAUGACUGGAAACUGCCUGAAAGGAUCAAGGCCCCUGCUGUCAUUUGACCCUAAGUUUGAUAAAGAGCCACACUAUGCGCUGCUGAAGGAGUUGUUCAUCCAGAUUUUCGCUACCCCUCAGUACCACCCAAAGAGCCAGCCAUUUGUAGACCACGUCUUUUCUUUCACGAUAGCAGAUAACAGGAUAUGGUUCCGUAAUUAUCAGAUCAUCGAAGAGGAUGCUUCUCUGGUGGAAAUCGGGCCACGCUUUGUGCUGAACCUCAUCAAAAUUUUCCAGGGAAGCUUUGGUGGUCCAACUCUCUAUGCAAAUCCCCAUUUCCAGUCCCCAAAUAUGCAUCGGAGAAUGAUCCGUCUCGCCACAGCCUCCAGGCUGAAGGACAAGCAGAAGGUGAAGGAGCUCCAGAAGAUGAAGAGGAUUGAGGAGAAGGAGCCCCUGCCCCAGGAUCCCACAGAUGAUGUGUUUGUGACUCCUGCGGAAGAGAAGCCUUCCGACGUACAGUUGAUGCCUCCAGAGCCCAAACUGGUGAAGAAGAAGAAAAAGGAAUUUAAACGGCAGAGAAUGUUAAAGAAACAGAGACUUUAAAGCAGUACAGAUUUGAGAGCUGAUAAACCUUUGUCCACCUGUUUCUCUCAGUGUAGCUCUUUGAAAUUGGCAGUACUGUUCAGUUGCAUCUAGUAAACAGUUAAACACUGAUGUCCAAGUUUGUCUUUCAAAGUGUAAUGUAUGUCCUUCUUUCAAUAUACAGUGGGUAUAUCAAAAUGUUCACCCUUUGUUGCCCUAAAGCCCAAGAAGAAGAUAAAUAAAAUCGGAUUUUUCCAGUUUUA